Pseudo-nitzschia multistriata is the source of this 2729-nucleotide messenger RNA. The record is from the annotation of a GenBank genome assembly. NCBI's taxonomy places the organism in Eukaryota, Bacillariophyta, Bacillariophyceae, Bacillariales, Bacillariaceae.
AGAGAAACUGUUGCACGGCAACUUUGCUGGUAGGUUUUAUUUUGAAAAUUGCCGUCGCAUUUGUUCCUCCAAUCGGAACGACAAAGACAGCAUUCCGUACCAUCAGCAAUGGAACAAGUUUAUAUCAAGCGGGGAAAGGCGGAGGAAAUAACAACGGAACAGGAAAAAAAUCAUUUCAGAAGAAGAAGAUGAAGUUGACGACGAUAGGUGACUUACAGAAGGAACUAUUGAAGAAUCCACAAUAUGGUAGACCGAAUGAGCAGAAACAGAACAAACGGAAAAAGAAUAGACGCACAAGGCAACGAGUCGAUGAUCCAAAACAGAAAUACGUGUAUGCUUCGCAACGAAGAGCAGCCAAUGCGGUCGAAGGGCACGACCUAGAAAAUAAAGCCAACGUACAAAAUAUUCCUAUUCUUGAGGCAAAGAAGAUGGGACUAACGAGUCCUGCAAAUCAACAUUGUGACGCAUUGGUAAAUGCUCUCGAGCCAGAAAUUAUGGGUCAAAUUAGGGUUGAAGAUGAUGGAAGUGGAAAUGGAGCAAGUGGUGCAUACGCGUAUUUGAUCAAUAAGCCUGCCGGUUGGUCUAUUUUAGGCGAAAAACAAAAGACCAAAAAGAAGCAACAGCUGACCAAUGCUGACCGAUCAACAUUCGAUGGUGCGAAAAGGAACAAAAGUGGUUCAAAGAAAUUAUCGAAGACGCGAGUCAAGAUAAAGGGAGAAGAUAACGACGUUAUUGAAUUCGAUGAAUCUGAAAUAAUGGCCUUGUUAACGCCUGAAGAAAGGGCUAUGGUAGAGGCGGAGAGUGCAACUGAUGGUAAUACUAGAUUUGACAUUCCCGGAUGGUACGACAUCGAAUCAAUGACAAGCUUGGAACGUGAAGAGGCUGGGAUUGAAGAUGAAGAUUAUGAUCCAAGUGACAUCCCAGACUUUGAUGAGGCAGAUAUUAUUGCACUGUUAUCUAAAGAAGAACGUGAAGAAUACGAAGCAGAUAAACUUGAACAGAAAAAGCAAAACAGUAAAGGGAAAAAGGGGACCAAGGGCGCCGAUAUGCAGUCAAAAUACAAAUCAAUGACCGAAGAGGAUGUUGAUGAAUCCGCAGUAGAAAAUCUGAAAAGAAUAAAGGCACGAUUGACAUCCACUAAAGAUGGAAGUGAUGCUGGCAGCUUCUCUUCAUUUCAGAGACCUUCACUCGUUUCGUGGCUCAAAGAUAAGAAAACUGCUGAAGGAAACCCAAUUCGAGGCGGUAACUUUUGGACUGCUCUAGCAGGUGCAACCGAUGUCGAUGAUUCUGGUCUUGUAUUGCUUUGUCCAAAAAAGAACACAGAUAAUCUCAUUGUUGAAUACUCUGAGUACGUAGCUGUUGUUGGAAAUGGAAAAUUUCUCGCUCCACAAGCAAAGAAACAAGCGAAAGAAAUCCCGGACGAUGCCAUUCAAUUAGAUAUGAUUUCGAGACUUCGGAAAAAUAGGGAAGGCGAUGUUUGUCAGACAGUACGAUUCAUCAUCUCGGAGCAUUUUUCCACGUGCUCGAGUGUUGUUAAUCGUGCUCAAAUGCAAUUUGAAGAUGGUAUUCGUGGAGAUCCUGGUGCUAAUCCGUUUGAUCGCAGAGCUCCAAGACGACUUAUUCACUGUAAUUCGAUGUCUAUUUCGAGCUUGACAUUUGAUGAAACCUCAGAGGCCGAGACUGGUAGUCUGCCUGAUGAUAUUGCGAUCCUUUCCAAUCGUCUAAAUGGCCACAAAUACCAGAGAGGAUCUUUUUUGGGUCGUCAAUCUCUACGUGCCAAUCCUCUCACAACUGCAUACAGAGAAAUAAAUGGAGCUGCCGAUGGCUUCCCUGGUUGGACGGUUGAUAGAUACGGCGAUUGGCUUUUUGUACAGCAUGACGAGAAGGAACCUCGUGGUCCCUUACCAUCGAUUCAUGAUGGAAAUACUGCAGGAGUGUACUUCCUUCCUGCCAACCAAGAUCGUGGUGCCAUGGGAUCGAGGGACAAAAUUAGACCUUUAUUGCUUGAAGGUCGAGCAGCUCCUGAAAUUGUUCCCAUCUUGGAGAACGGCGUGACUUACCAUGUGUCACUUGACAAAGAUCUUUCUACCGGAAUAUUCUUGGAUCAAAGAAUGAAUCGCGCUUGGCUCACUCGCAACUGCAAUGAAAACACGCACGUAUUGAAUUGUUUCGCACACUGUGGUGCCUUUAGUAUUGCCGCAGCUUCAGCAGGUGCAUCUACUGUUAGCCUUGACCUCGAAAAGAAAUGGCUGAACCGAGUCGAACCUCAGCUUGAAGCCAAUGGUGUCACCUUCAACGAGCGCCAUGACUGUAUUUUUGGUGACUGUUUUGAGUGGCUUGAAAAAUUUUGUAAGAGAGGUGAGAAAUUCGAUAUUGUUAUAUUGGACCCUCCAAGUUCGAGUGUAGGGAAAAAGAAAAAGCGCUGGAGUGUCAAUAGAGAUAUGGCCGAACUUGUUCAAUUGGCUGCCCCAUUGGUGAAAAAGGGAGGAUUGCUGUGGACAACGACGAAUAGUGCAAGUCUCCAUCCAAUUAAGUUCGCUAAUCUCUGCGAAAAAGGGUUCGAACAAGCGGGUAUUGAGACAAAACUUGAGCGCACCCAACCCAUGUCGGUUGACUUUCCUUCGAUCGGCGCUCCACCAGUCAAAAAUCUAGCUUGGAGAGUAAAGUAAAGUACGAAAACAAUUGUCCGCAGCACCGAACUCAAUCGUUACUAAAACAACUUUAACAUU